Molecule: messenger RNA, 845 nt
Organism: Salvia hispanica
Lineage: Eukaryota; Viridiplantae; Streptophyta; Magnoliopsida; Lamiales; Lamiaceae
Product: GATA transcription factor 15-like
Biological process (GO): regulation of DNA-templated transcription
Molecular function (GO): zinc ion binding; sequence-specific DNA binding
Source: RefSeq, a predicted model, not a curated record
CCACAAAAACACACACACUACACACACUCGGCCCAUUCACACUCUAAACCCUUCGCCAAAAAUUGAUUUAUUUUCACAAAUUAUUUCUUUUUAAGUUUUUCUUUUUUUCCUCCAUGCGAUGAUCACGCCAUUUUCUGGAUAAACAUUCUCAAAGCAUUGCUCUAAUUUCAUCAAUCCACACUCCGAUCACAUGGAUCUGAAAGUAGAUAAGAAAGAAGAUUUUGAGAAGAAAAAUGGCAGUGUUUCUCCAUUGAAGACCUGCAGCGAUUGUCACACCUCGAGAACUCCGCUAUGGCGAGGCGGUCCAGCUGGACCGAAGUCUCUAUGCAAUGCCUGCGGGAUAAAAUACAACAAGAAGAGGAGGCAGCUCCUAGGGCUGGAUUCGGGGAAGCCAAACAAGAAGAAAAAGCGAACGAGCGUUGUGCGGAGCAACGAGGUCAGAGAGAUUUUGAAAAUGCGAUUCAAAAGCGAGAUUGUGUUGCAGAGAUCGGGAAAGUUGAUGAACAAGUUGAGAGAGGAAGAAAGAGCGGCGAUACUGUUGAUGGCGCUUUCGUGUGGAUCAUCUGUCUACGCUUAGUGGAGUUGUACCUCCGGCCUCUCCGGUUGUACCCUAAAUUUGAAAUCUGGAAAAAGGAAAAAAAAUUGGAGAGCUCUAGUCUAAGUGUCUAACUUAAUGUGAUGUUAAUUUGAGGGGAAAAUUUAGGUUUUUUUUUUUUAGGGUGAUUUGCUGAUGUAAUGACUAACAAUGAUUGAAUUAGUCAUGUUUUUCCUAGUAAUAGUAUGAUUAAAUCCUUAGAUUUUGAUUUUUGACUUGUGUAUAUAAGCUGUUUUGAUUUAUAUUUUUA